UGAUGGGAUAUGAUCCAGUUUUUAGGUAAAAAUAUGCUGUUUAAAAAAACAGACCUACAUGGUUUUGAGUUAGUAAGUUGAUAAAAUACUUUAUCACCCUGAAUUUUUGGUUCCGAUAAACUAUGUGUUGCACUGUUUUAUUUUUAUCAGACACAAGGUCACAUCAUGUAGUGGGGAAGGAGUCCUGGAUUCUCCUCCAGACUCCAUAACUCAAUAUCCAAAUCAUCCAGACAAAUCAUACUCUCUCCAGGGCUCCUUUCUAAAAAUUUAUUUAGGGCCAGGGAUUUAGCUCAGUGGUUUUGCCGCCUGCUGCUCAAGUGCAAGGACCGGAGUUCGAUCCCCGGUACCAAAAAUAAAUAAAAAAAUAAAAAAAUAAAAAAAUAAAUAAAUAAAUAAAAAUUUAUUUAAAAAGAAAAAGAGGUGGCUUUGGAGGAAUAGGGCAAGGUUUGCCUAUGAUCUAAGAAAUCCUUUCUAGUAAAAUUCAGUUAGGAUGAGUAAAGGCGAUUUAAGUUGAAAAUGUAGAUUUGCACAGUGAACCACAGUGAUAUUUUACUUUUGAACUAAGAAUUUUAAUAAUGAUCCCGCCACCCCUUAAACUUCACAGAAAACAAUACUCCAUUUAUUUAUUUAUUGAGACAAGGUCUCAUUAUGUAGCCCAGGCUGGCCUCAAACUUGUGGCAAUCCUCCUGCCUCACCCUCCUGAGUGCUGGGAUAACAAGCAUGGCACAUCAUGCCCAGCUAAUUUGGCAGUUUAUAACACAGUUCCAUCUUUGACACCAAAAUCAUUUUACUAAUAUCUUUAGCAUUUAAAGAGUUACUUCUAGUAGCAGACUUUGCGAGUGCUGAUGGCACCCAAAGUAGGAAAUGACAAAAUUUUAUCCUUCUUUGCACUUUGCGCCUCAUGAAAUAAAAGUCAGAAAUACAAGUUAUUUCACACGUCCUCAAAAGGCUCAGCUAAAACAGGCUACUGGAGGUGUUGCAUUAGGAAAACAGAAAAAUCAUUUCUAGAUGAAAAUAAAACACACAGAAGCCUCCAAAUUGGCAAGAAAGAGCAGUUAUAUGAUUCGUUUAGUUAUUUAAGAGCUAGGAUGCAAGAGAUCGUCAGAGGCUUUCCUAAUUUUUCACCACCAGGGUAGUUUUAGUCAUUUUUAUACCGGGUAUUUCUUAUAAAAAUAACUUCACGAGGAGGGGCCCUACUAAACUCCAGCUUUACUGAGCUUUGCAACCUUACUGCCCAUCUCUUUAUGGCAUUGAGGAUGCAUCAGCCAGUAAUCAGAUCAUAACGGGGAAAUCAGGCAGAGAAACCUCGAACAAAUUAUAUUUUUAAAGGAUGUGGUCAUUCCAAGACAGAAAAUCCAAGCUGGCUACAAUUUCCCUGUCUAUGUUGCAAAGGGCUAGGUUGGGCUGGGUACAAGAAAAGGAAAGCAGAGCUCAGCUGGGGCCGGAGAGCUGCAGUGGGAACAAAUUCCCAAACACAUAAUGUGAAACAAAGCAGCCCGGAGGACGCGACCUGCCUCGGAAAGGGUGCCCACGAGGCUCAGUCUGGGUGAGUUCAGGUGUGGGGCGUGUUACCCAGCGCCCCUGGCCGGGAGCCCCAUUCACCUGGGCGUGGCUCUUGCCAGUGCACACCGCAGCCUCCCGAGUGUCCGCGUGCAAAGUCACUGCUUAAUCCAGGUCGCCCCGGGCUAAUUAGAGCCUCUUCACGGAAGAAGGAGGAGCCAAGGACUUCUUUCCUAAGCACAGGGGCAUCAGGAGGUCGACAGUCUUCCGGCCCAGCGGGGCCGCCUUCCUUGGACACUGCCAGGCCAAGGGCCCCUAGGGACUCGCGCCAACCGAGGGCAAUUGCUUCCUUACUCCCAACCUGCUCCAGGGACCCUCCCUGGUGAUCGGCGGCCAGUCGGGUCUCAGAAUCAGGCCCCUGCCAGGGCCGCUUCCUCCCCGGCCCCGGUCUUUGGUUCGCAGCCAGCAGUCGGGGCGCCGGGCGGGGCGCGUCCCGGAGGCCUAGGCGGCGCGCUAUUCCUGUCGCUGUGAGCUACCGGCAUGUUAUGUCCAGCGCCCAAUCAAGUCUCCAACACUCCGCACUGACCUGUGCCCCCCCUCCGUUCCUAAUCCCCCAAGCUUUGAUUUGAUCCUCUGCGCAGAACAAGCUCACCCCCCCUUGCCCCAUAGUCACUUGUCCCUGGCCCUCACGGGUGCUCCCAGAACCCGUGCUCCUCGUCCACCCCCAGAAGAGCAGAGCUCUCUCCCCGCGCUCCUGACGUCUGUCUGGAGUCAGGGCCGCAUCUGCAUGUUUGCGCCGUCGGAGACCCAGCACCCACGCUGUCCACUGGCAGCUCAGGCCUUCCAGGCCCCUGGCGCGUAGGUGUGGUCUCCCCAAAUUGGGUCAGGGAGGAGGCUUUGGGCAACGCGCUAGCAGCUUCUGCAGCGGCUGAAACCAAGCCCCGCAACUCCCAGACGGCUCCACAUUCCGCACCCUCUGCUGCUAGGGGCUUUUGGGAACCUUUCCCAGACCGGAUUUUCGCUGAGAGGGGCAAGGUGCGACUGGUGGACCUAGGUGAAGGCGCCCCGGGCUUUAAGUUGAGCAGGCAAGGGUCUUGGGGAUUCCGUGUCCCGAGAUGUCUCCGUCUGCGCCCGGCAGCUUCCCGCCCAGGGCAUCAUGAGUUACUUCCUGUCUUACUGCAAAGCUCACAGCGGCGCGCUGCUCACCGGCUACCAGGCCCUGCGCGCAGAGGGCUUCUUGUGCGACGUGACACUGGAGGCGGAGGGCAGCGAGUUCCCGGCGCACAAGUCCCUCCUGGCGUGCUCCAGCGACUACUUCAGAGCCUUGUUUAAGAGUCACACCCAGGAAUCCCGGGCGCGCGUGAUCCACCUGCAUGUACCGUCGGCGGCCGGCCUGCAGCGCCUGUUGGACUUCAUCUACACUGCCUGGCUGCCGCUCUCCAUGGACACCAUGGAGGACACUCUAGAGGCCGCUAGCUAUCUGCAGGUCACUGAUGCCCUGGUUCUGUGUGGCCGCUACCUGGAGCGCCACUUGGCCCUAGAAAACUGCUGUUUCACCGCCAAUGUGGCAGCACGCUUCGGCCUGGCGCACACGCUGGGCGUGGCGGAGCGCUGCGUGGUGCGACACCUGCGGGAUUUACUGUGGCUGGGCGCAGGCCCGGCGGGGCUGCUGGAGCUCAAUCCGGUGUCCCUGAGGGCCGUGCUGGGUGCCCCGGAUGUGGCGCGGGUGCCCGAGGCUUGGUUGCUGGGGCUGGCGCUGGCCUGGCUGCGGCAGGAGCCCGCAGCCAAACGCCAGGAGCACAGCUCAGCGCUGCUGGAAUGUAUUCGCUUCGGCCUGGUGCCUGCCGAGGUGCUGCGGCGCGUGUACUCCGGCUCUGGCCUUGUACUACCGCCCCGGGUCAAGGGCCUCAUCAUCCAGGCCCUCAACUACCACAGGGCACCGUCCCGCCAGCCGCUUAUGCAGGGAGAACAAACCAGCAUCAGGAGUCCCCAGACCCGCAUUUUGUUGGUUGGGGGACGCAGGGCCCGGGAAGCCAUAACCGAAGAGGUCGUGGCUCCUCUCGUGGCAGCCAGGGACAGGGGGGCCAUGGCUGAGCCGGAGGAGGAGGAAGAAGAGGAAGAGGUAGAAGUAGAGGAAGAAAAGGAGUGGGAGCUCACCCAGGAUGUGGUGUCCUUCGACGUAUACAAUCACCGCUGGCACAGCCUUACACAGCUGCCAGCACCCCUGUUGGGACACAGCGUGUGUACUGUGGGCAACUUCUUGUUUGUGCUGGGCGGGGAGAGCCCUUUGGGCAUCACCUCCACUUCCCUAGCCGAUGAGCCGCGGGUGGUGACAGCUCAAGUGCACCGUUACGACCCGCGUUUCCACGCUUGGACAGCGGUGCCUGGCAUGAGAGAAGCUCGGGCCUACUUCUGGUGCGGCGUGGUGGGCGAGAGUCUCUUAGCUGUAGGGGGCCUGGGCACCCGCGGCGAGGCGCUGGCCUCUGUGGAGAUGUACGACCUGCGCAGGGACCGCUGGGUGGCUGCCACGGAGCUGCCCAGGGCCUUGCAUGGCCACGCAGGGGCCGUUGGGGAGCGCGGUGUCGUGUACAUCUCUGGGGGCAAGGCGGGGAGCGGUGAGGGUGCAGCGAGCAGCCUCCGUGACUUGUAUGCCCUGGGCCCUGGGGAGCAGGCGUGGAGCAAGAGGGCGCCUAUGGGCACGGCCCGCUUUGGGCACCACCUCGCAGUACUGCGGGGCGCAGUGUUCGCCUUUCUGGGAAGAUACGAGCCCUUCUCUGAGAUUGAGCGCUAUGACCCUGGCACAGACCAGUGGACUCGGCUGCGGCCACUACCCUAUGACCGCUUCUGCUAUGGGCUGGCCGUGGUGGAGGAGACGGUGCUGCUGCUGGGCGGCCUCAAGUGGCAGGACUCACGCCAGGUACCCACCCGUAACGUGGUCGGCUAUGACCUCGACCUGGACCGUUGGGAGGACAUCAGCUGUGCUCUGCCCUGGGCCUGGGAAGGUCUGCAGUGCGCAGUGCUGCAGCUGCCUGAGAGUGAGGAGGAGAAAAAGGAGGAAGAGCCUGGAAAAGUGUUAGACUUGGUUUUAGGUUGAAUGGGCUAGUCCAGUAUGGAGGACAGAGGAGGAAGUCGUGCCCAAUUGGGCUUAGAGAGCAACAGAUGGGCUUUUUCUAAAUUUGGGAUUCUGGUAGCAGAAUGGCUUCUGGAGGCUCAAGAGGCAAAUAAGGCCUUGGCCAAAGAGAAACAGUUCCCCUUGAGCUGAGAAUGCGAGACAGGAGAGGUCAAAUAGAAGGAUUUCUGAGUCAGCUUCAGUAAGCUAGUGAAUUUUAGAGACUAACGCUGGGCCAGAUACUCAACUUUCAGAAAUGAAAUGUGACCUUAUUUCCCCUCUAAUGUUUCCCUAGGUGCCAAUCAAUGAUUACUUUUGUGCAUCUCCCCAAAAGCCCCCAAAAUGUAAAAGACUUCAUCAAACCUCAGAAACUGUUUUUAGCCUGUAAUAAAUACUACUAGAAGAUGGCAUUGUCCUAAUAGAGAAGGGAAAGUGCCUUGGUUAAACAGUAUGGAAUAUUUGUAAAAACAAUGAUUUUAUGAUCCAGAGACAUAGAUUUUGUAAUAUGGAACUAAAGAAAAACAAUCCCCAAGAAAGCAUUCUUUGAAAAAGCAUCCUUGGUUAAAUUUUACUGCUCCUGGUCCCCACUCCUAGUCUGCUUUUGUGCUGGUUUUAGGCAAAUCUGGUUUAAAGUCAUAUUUAAAAAACAGCUUAUUUUGGUGCCUCCCCCUUCCCCAAAAGAAUCACAGAGAGAGGAAAGAGGAGGUAAAGUUUCAAGUUUGUGUCAGGUAUGUGAGAAAUAAGCUUGAUUUUCAAGGUCUCAGGGAAGACACUUGUAACCUCUGAACAGGUGUACCACCUGUUCCAGGUGAACUUGUUCCACCAGUGAGGUGGCAAUGUUAGAACUCUUAACUGGAAUGACGGUAGUGUGAUUAGAUCACAAAGAAAUGUGGUAAGGACUUUGAGUGAAUAAAGUAGGUGCUUUAUAAGGAUUCAUUAAGAGCUGAAUUUAUUUGACUUCAGUUUACAGUGCUGCCUCUCUCCUAGAUUUGAAACUAAUGCAAUAAAUUGUACAGAUAUAUAGUGUUAAAAGGUCUCUUUCAUGCUAGACUAGGCACGAGUUUUGUCAAAUUUAUUAGUUUAAUUUUUACCACUUAAAACAACAGAACUGACUUUACAAAUGUAGAAGCUUCUGAGUAGCGACAGAGCUAGUCUUCCCAUCAAAUGCCUGCUGUUCACAGGCCACAACCUGGCCAUUAAUAUACAUGACACAUCCAUCAGGUACAAAUAUUUUUAAGUGAACAUACACAUUUGGUCUAGUAAACAUCAAUAAGUCUAAACAACUGUAACGAGCACACUUCA
Heterocephalus glaber (naked mole-rat) is the source of this 5911-nucleotide messenger RNA. RefSeq names its product kelch like family member 34 (gene Klhl34). Lineage: Eukaryota; Metazoa; Chordata; Mammalia; Rodentia; Bathyergidae. Gene Ontology annotation, molecular function: protein binding. The record is from RefSeq and is a predicted model, not a curated record.